AUGUCUGGCUUCGACCUCAACCAGCUCGGCAACAUGGCCCAGGGCUUCCUGAACAACAACAACAACCAGAACCAGCAGCAGGGCGACAACAACAACAACCAGCAGCAGCAGCACCAGGGCGGCAACGGCGGCUUCGACGUGGGCCAGCUCGCCGGUCUUGCGCAGAACUUCAGCUCGGGCAACCACGACAGCUCGCUGUUCUCGCAGGCGGCGUCGUUCCUGCAGAACCAGGGCGGCAACCACAACGUGGACGAGCAGAGGCUCAUGCAGGACCACGAGGACGUCAACAACAACCCUGGCUCCAACUCGGCCGGUCAGAUCGGCAACGCCGCCGUUCUGUCCGCCAUCAAGUCUGUACUCGGCGGUGGCGGCAACAACAACAACAGCGGUGGUGGUUUCCAGCAGAAGCUGGUGAGCGCUGCCAUGAGCCAUGCUGCCGACCUGUACGACAAGAAGGACGGCGAGGGCCAGGCGCAGGGCAACAAGCAGGACGCCGUGAACCAGGCGGCACAGAUGGCCAUGGGCCUCGCCAUGAAGAACCCCGCCAUGCUUGCUGGACUUGUCGGCGGCGGCAACUCGGGUGGCCUCGGCGCCCUGGCUAGCAUGCUCGGCAAGUAA
Moesziomyces antarcticus is the source of this 618-nucleotide messenger RNA. RefSeq lists its product as uncharacterized. The record is from RefSeq and is a predicted model, not a curated record. The transcript has 2 exons. NCBI's taxonomy places the organism in Eukaryota, Fungi, Basidiomycota, Ustilaginomycetes, Ustilaginales, Ustilaginaceae. The coding region runs from base 1 to 618 and encodes 205 amino acids.